Copidosoma floridanum is the source of this 6101-nucleotide messenger RNA. It is a transcript of the gene stau, whose product is annotated as double-stranded RNA-binding protein Staufen. Gene Ontology annotation, cellular component: plasma membrane; neuronal cell body; cytoplasmic stress granule. Gene Ontology annotation, molecular function: double-stranded RNA binding; mRNA binding. Gene Ontology annotation, biological process: anterograde dendritic transport of messenger ribonucleoprotein complex; intracellular mRNA localization; germ cell development. The record is from RefSeq and is a predicted model, not a curated record. NCBI's taxonomy places the organism in Eukaryota, Metazoa, Arthropoda, Insecta, Hymenoptera, Encyrtidae.
ACCACUGCGACUCCACGCAUAGAUUUGGAGGAGUGAGAGGUGAUGCGUCCCAUGCAGCAGGCGCCGAUGGCUCCUACUCAUCAGCCACUGCACCCACAUGCACCACAUCCACAUCGUAGCCAUCAACAGUUGCUGUCAAUGGCUCCACACCAACAACAGAUGCAUCAUAUGCAUCAUCCUGCCAUGACAAACCCUCGAUUGAUGAUGGGUAUGAAUUCUCCAAAUCCUAACAAGUAUUCCCGUGGUAUUUUAAUCACGGUUUUCGUGAUGAUUCUACUGCUAUGUGGUGCAAAUGCAAAGGUUCACCGAGCAUCGCUUGUAGAUAGUGAUUAUGAAAACUUGCACCUUUUGUUUGGACCAAGUGGGUGCAUUACAGGCACAUUAAUAGGUAUGGGCAUGAAAGAUCCACAAAAUGCUAUCCCUUUGGCUCUCCAAAAUCAUCCACCAAUGCAACAGCAUCAGCACCAACAGUCACGUUUGCAACAGAUACCUCAAAAUGUGGAACAAAAGAAGAAUGAUGAUUCUGGAGAGUCGAAAAACGACGAAUCAGCAAACCAGCAGCAGAGCCAGGGUAACUCAACCAACUCAAAUCUGGCAAAUACGCGCGAGAAAACGCCAAUGUGCCUGGUAAACGAGCUGGCCAGGUUCAACAAGAUCCAGCACCAAUACAGGUUAACGAACGAGCAGGGCCCAGCUCACAAGAAACGUUUUACCGUCACUCUAAUGCUCGGUGAAGAGGAAUACGUGGCCGAAGGUCCGAGCAUCAAAAAAGCCCAGCACAGUGCCGCCAGCGAUGCUCUUGCCAAAACGUGGUACAGAAAGCCACCACCCAAGCCAACGAGAACCAUGAAGAUAUACGGAAAAAGUCCUGGUGGCUCGGGAGGUCACCUUCCACCUACUGUAGAACUGAACGCUUUGGCGAUGAAGCGUGGCGAGCCUACAGUUUACACAUUCAGGCAUGCACCACCAGCUAUGUCAACACCGCCCCAACAGUUCAUGCCUCACGCAUAUGGAAACUUUAGCCACCUUCGUAUGUUUAAUCCACGAUAUGCAGCGUACAAUCGUGGCUAUCAUCCUGAGCCUCAGGGCAUGUACCUAGUGUCGCUUAAAGUGGGCGAGCGCGAGUUUAUUGGCCGAGGGAUGACUGGUCAGGCAGCGCGACACGAUGCAGCUAGCCGAGCUCUAGAACAGCUACGCCAACUGCCUCUGCCUGAAGAAAUAAACACGGCAACCAGUACUCCCCAAAGCGAAGAUACAUCCAGUGGGAAUGGCGGUAUCGACGAUCCUAAUGCCGAGCUUAAGAGUUCAGUAUCACUGGUACACGAGACCGCACUCAAAAGAGGCUUGUCAGUUAGUUUUGAUGUUGUGUCCGAGACUGGGAAACCACACAUCAGAACGUUCAUGACUAGGUGUACAGUUGGUGAUAAAGUUACCCUGGGCGAAGGUUCAUCAAAAAAAGUCUCAAAGAAACGUGCUGCUGAGCUAAUGUUGGAAGAGCUCAAGCGACUGCCACCAAUUCCUGCUCCCAUUCAAAAUCGUACGAUACGCCUGAAACGCAAGCCACCAGCAACUAAAAAGAAGUCGCGCAAUCUCAUCAAAGUUUACCAAGAACCUCGUACAGAGUCCGAAGGAGCUGACGAAGUAAAUCCGAUUUCUCGGCUCGUUCAAAUUCAACAGUGCAACCGCGAACGCGAGCCUGUCUACAAUCUGAUCGAGGAGAAAGGUGCUCCUAGGCGGCGUGAGUUCGUGAUGGGGGUUUCUGUUGGGCAGUACUCUGCUCAGGGCACAGGCCCGAAUAAAAAAUUGGCCAAAAAAGCCGCUGCCGAGGCCUUGUUGAAUAUACUGGGUUACAGCAAACCUCAACCUCAGCCUGUUAAGCCAUCCAUUAAAACAAGUACUGCCGGUGGAACCAACAGUGCCGAGAGCAAAGAAAAAGAACAAAGGAAAGUCACUUUUGUUGAAGUUGAUAACAGCAACGAAACUACUCACACCUAUCCCCAGGGAGGUACUCUCGGGCGUCAGCUAGUUCCUGGACUACUUUUGGUGGACAACGGAUUGGAAUCUAAAGUUGUCAGUGGACCAAGCGUUCAAGUUGUUGCCGAAGAAUUACGUGGACAGCAGCAACCACAAUCAUCCGGUGUUUCUCCAAAGGACCAACUCAAGUACCUUGCACAGUUGCUAAAUUUUGAAGUUGAAUUCAGUGAUUUUCCAAAGGGAACGUACAAAGAGUAUCUGUCACUCGUCUCGCUGAGUACAGAUCCUCCGCAGGUUUGCCACGGCCAUGGUCCAACAAAGAACGCCAGUCGUGACCAAGCAGCCCUCACGGCAUUGCGAACCCUUAGUAAAAUGGGCCUCGACAGCGUCACCAAUUCAGGCACCAAAAAAGACAAUAAAUCUUGUAAUUCUGCUGGGUCUAGCGAUACCCCAGGUAUGAACAAUUAUAAACCACAAUUAAAAACCAACAAUGUCAUUAACGGCGCGUUAGAAAAGUGAAAUCGAAGCUUUUCUUUAUUUAUUUAUGAUUAUUUUCUUAAGUUUUCUCCUUUACAUAAUUUAAAAACGUUUCUCUUUUUUUAAUUUAAAUUCCAACUAUCACGCGUUCAACAAAGAGUAUAAUUUCAAUAGUGUGUUUUAAUAAUUUUUACAAAAAAAAUAAUGAAAAAAAGUUCACAAAACAAACUUAUUUUAUUUCAUUUUAUUUUUCAAACGAACUUUUGAUCGCACAUGUAUGCUAAAGUCAACACGCAUCUCAAACAUUGGUACAAAUAACUAUGAAUUUUUUUAAAUAUUCCAUUUAAAAAAAACAUGUGCUGUCGGGAAUUCGAAUGUCACUGAACGCGUCGUUGUUGAUUGUUUGAGUGUUGCCUAUUAAAAUAAAAUUCUUUAUAUAUCAUACAAUACAUACAUCAACACUCAAACUUCAUCAAUCUUUGCUUUAAAUUUUUACUAUACUUUCUUAAACUCUCGAUAUGAGAAAAAGAUGUUCAAACGAUAAAUUUAAUCAUUGAUAACGUUAUUGUAUCGCUGUAUUUAUCACCACUAAAGUGACACUGUGAAGCGUAGACUUACUUUGCAGAUGAUUUCUAGCUUGAUGCGAGAAACAAAUCAAAGAGAGAUGAGAGAACAGAGUGAAUUUCUGAUUAUUUUUAUGUAAAUGUCGAGUUACGUAUGUUAAAAGAGAGCAAUGACUGCAAAGUAAGCCUACUGGUAUGGAUUUUAGUACCUAUUAUGCGAUUAAUCGUCAUGUCAAGGUGAAUAACUAUUUUUUCUUUUUAAUUAUGAUUUGAUUUCAUUUUCUAAUGAAAAAGAUGAAAAAAACAAUAAAAAAAAAAAAAACGAUAAAAAGGUCGCUGUUUGGAUGACGAUGAGAAAAAAUAACCAAGGCUGAUAACUCGAGUCUGUCAUUGUCAUGAAUGUAAUUCAAGCUACGUCUGAAUACCUGCAUGUGAAAAAAAAUUAAUUCGACGCCUAAAUGAAUUUUUUUUGCUUUCUUAUUAAUUUGUGCUUUUAAAGGGCAUAAGUAUACAUUUAGAUAAAAAUGUUUAGGGAAAAAAAUUAUUUCUAAAAAAAGUAAUUUUUCACAUAUUUCGAUAUAAGAUGAUUAUCUUGUCGGUCCCAAACUUCUCUGGGCCUCGAAGCAUUUUGGGAGCGAUUAUGUUCAUGUUAAUGAAUGCUACGUUUGGCAUUUUUGCAACCCGAGUCUAACAAACAAGUAUGAAUUGUACAAGCGCGCGCGAAAAAUCAACAAAUACAUAAGGAAAAAGAAAAAAAAAAAAAAACGAAUCCUAAGAGUUUGAAAUUUUCUCGAGCCACUCGUCGAACCGGAUUCUCAAUACAAAAGUGCCGUGGCUCGUGCGUGUACAGAAAAUUUCAAAGCAAGAACGGAACAUACGACACUGUUUUUUCUAUUAGGAACUUAAUAAAAAAUACAUUAAUAAUGAGUGUAAUAGAAAUCAAUUGCACCUCGAUCGAAUCAAUAUCUCGAAAUUCUUCCACGUUGUGUUGGGAUUUGAGCGUGACCUACUAUACUGGACAUGAUGAAAUUUAUCAUAAAUUAAUAUUAUACACAUUGUAUGCACGACAAAAAACACGAUUAUGAGUCGCUGCAAGAUGCAAAAUUCUGAGACAACGUCGAAUUUUGACCUAUUGGCCCAAUUAAUCUUGAAAUUGGAGCUCGUGAGCUUCAAAGAAGAGAAAUACAGAAAAAAAUCUUUAUACAAAUGUUUCGAAAGUCGGUACAAAAAAUGGCUUCAACCGAUUUUUUUCUCUUACACAAACCCAAAGUAUUUUCUAGCUAGUAGUGUAAUAUUUUGUUAUUGCCACUUUUAGCUGAUGCCUUUUUUUUAUCAGUAGAAUUUAAUUUGUUGCUAGCAAAAAAAUAGAGUGGUAAAAACGCACAUAAUACAUAGUAAAGGAGCAAUGAAAUAAUAAUCGUCACGAAAAAUGAAACUUACUGCUAGUGUGAAUAUUUUUCUGAUUGUACUGAAAAUAUAUUACAAGAACGUACCGACGGCUUCGAUCCAGUAAUCCUAUCUUGUAUUCAUUAUUCUUAUGGCAAAUAUUGUACACACACGUAUAUAUACCUAUAACCAAUUCUACUCUGAAUCCAAUUUUUAAAAAAAGGCACAUGUAAUCAAGACGAAAUUGCAAAUUGAAGCAAAGAAAGAAUUUUGCAAUAUUUCAUAUUAUUUGAUAUCAAGUAAUUUCUACUCUCUUUUUUCCUAGCUAAGGUAGAGCUAUACUACAUAUUUUAGUCGCUUUCAUGUAAUCGCUCCCGGUUUGAUCUUCAUGAAACUUUUACGACUCCGUUGAUAAAAUUGUAGAUACAUUUUACUUUGAUUGAAUCGACGCGAAUUACAAUCAAAAAGAAAAAUUACGUUGUCUUUUUUAUUUCAAUAUUUCAUAAACGACGAAUUACCGUAAUUUUUUACUUUCGUAUUAUUGCACUUUUCACAAUUAUUAUUAAAAUUCUGUGAAAACGUAAUUUUUCUUGGCGAUUGUCAAAAUUAUAAAUCGCGAAGAAAAUGAACUUUAAAAUAUGAGCGAAAAAACGAUUAUUUAUUAUCAAGUCGAGUUGUAAAAAUUUUAUUAAGACUAGAGCUGAAAUAAGAUUUUUAAAACAUAAAAAGUAUAGACCUACCUUAAAAACAAAGUACUCUUAAUUAAUUAAUGAAGAAAAAACAUUGAAAAAGCAUCAGUGCGCCAUCGCGCUGUUGAGAUGAUAUGACUUUUUCUUACUUCUCUUAUUAGUAGUCAAGUUUUUCGUCUCUAUCUAACGUACAUUGUACAGGUAUUUCUAUACUUAAUUUUUUUCUUUUUUCAUCUUCAAAGAUUAAUUUUUUUACACGUAGAUAUGCGUAUAUCAAGUUAAGAAGAAAAAGCCUAUUUGAUGAAUAAUUUCCUUUUUCCGAGUAUUGCUUCGCGAUUGUACCGUUGGUUUAAACCUCUCUUUUUGUAGUAAUAAAAUGCUAAUUGUGAUUUGUGUGAGCGUUUUCUAGUUAUUGCCUUGUAAUCGAGCGAAGAAUUUCUUUUUGGUCAUGCUGUUUUCAGAAUUUUUUAUAUUCGAGUGUCUUUGCUUUGUGCGUACGUUUUAAAAUUUAAUGAAGAAAAAAAAAAUUUAUUUAUUUAUAAAUUUCAAAAGUGAUAUUAUUAGACGAUAUUGUAAGGAUUUGUAUUUUGUUAGCUAGUGUUUAUAAAUUAAUAUGCGAAGCUUAUUCUGGUGAAAGUAUUUGUAAAAAAAAUAUUACUUUUGAAAUUUGAUUCUAAAAGAGCGUGACCAACAAAUGAAAAGGCAUCCGGUGAGUUGAAACAAAAAAAAAGUUAGGUUUAUUUCGUCGAUAAAAAAAAAGCACGAUCCUGCAUGUAAAUAAAUGAUACAAAUGCGAUAUUGCGAUUAUCACAAUGCGAUGUGCACCAUGUUAUUACGCCCACCGAUACACACAACACACGCUUUGCAGGAUGUUAAGGAAAAAUGAUUAUUCAAUCGAAUAAGGUGGUGAGGCUGCGUUAUUUUUCUGUCGCCUCGUUCAAAAAAGAAAGAAAAAUGAUAAAACGAACGAGUGUGCCAAGUUUGUAUUUCCAAAAAUAAACAGUUGAAAAAA